This is a messenger RNA of Danaus plexippus (monarch butterfly), 3163 nucleotides long. It is a transcript of the gene ari-1, whose product is annotated as E3 ubiquitin-protein ligase ariadne-1. The record is from RefSeq and is a predicted model, not a curated record. Gene Ontology annotation, cellular component: cytoplasm; ubiquitin ligase complex; nucleus. Gene Ontology annotation, molecular function: ubiquitin protein ligase activity; ubiquitin conjugating enzyme binding; zinc ion binding. Gene Ontology annotation, biological process: ubiquitin-dependent protein catabolic process; positive regulation of proteasomal ubiquitin-dependent protein catabolic process; protein polyubiquitination. Lineage: Eukaryota; Metazoa; Arthropoda; Insecta; Lepidoptera; Nymphalidae. Bases 151 to 1659 code for a protein of 502 amino acids. The transcript has 10 exons.
CCUUCAAAUACGUCAGAGGUUUUGGCAGCCCGUGGGUGAACUAUUUUCUUCAUUGUUGACCUUUCCUAAAUCUUAGGUGUAAUUAUUUCAUCAUUAGAAGUAUUCUGGCUGUACCGUUGACAUAUAACAAAUAAUUAUUCGAUUCCCAAGAUGGACUCUGAAGAUGACACAAAAGACGAUGUCGAUUCUGGUAAUGAGUCCAGCGGAGACGAUGUCGACUUUGUCAUGGACGAGACUCACAGUACAAGGGAACGACAAACGGAACUCGAAGAAUAUCCGUACGAGGUGUUAUCUACAGAGGAAAUCGUUCAACAUAUGGUAGAUUGCAUAAAAGAAGUGAAUACAGUAGUUGAGAUACCAGCCACCACAACCCGCAUCCUCCUAAAUCAUUUCAAAUGGGACAAAGAGAAGCUAAUGGAACGAUUCUAUGAUGGCGAUCAGGAUCAAUUAUUCGCUGAGGCUAGAGUUAUUAAUCCAUUUAGAAAACCUGUAAUACAACGACCAAAGUUGCCCAGACGGAUAUCGACAUCGGGAUCUGAAGAAUGUGAAAUAUGUUUCUCAAUUUUACCAACGGCUAUUAUGACCGGUCUGGAAUGUGGUCACAGAUUCUGUACACAGUGCUGGUGUGAAUAUUUAACUACUAAAAUAAUGGAAGAAGGCUUGGGUCAGACGAUAGCGUGUGCGGCACACGCGUGCGACAUUCUCGUGGAUGACGCGACUGUGAUGCGUCUCGUCAGAGAUCCGAGGGUCAAACUCAAGUACCAGCACAUCAUCACCAACAGUUUCGUAGAGUGUAACCGCCUCCUCCGCUGGUGUCCAUCCCCUGACUGCAGCAAUGCCAUCAAAGUGGCCUAUGUUGAGGCAGCGGCAGUAACCUGCCGAUGUGGUCACACGUUCUGUUUCGCCUGCGGUGAGAACUGGCACGAUCCCGUCAGGUGCUGUCUGCUGAGGAAGUGGAUAAAGAAAUGCGACGACGAUUCGGAAACAUCGAACUGGAUAGCGGCCAAUACUAAGGAGUGUCCCAAAUGUAACGUGACCAUAGAGAAGGACGGCGGCUGUAACCACAUGGUGUGUAAGAAUCAGAACUGUAAGGCCGACUUCUGCUGGGUGUGCCUCGGACCCUGGGAGCCUCACGGCAGCAGCUGGUACAACUGCAACCGGUAUGACGUGGACGAGGCCAAAGCGGCCCGCGACUCCCAGGAGCGCUCGCGUGCAGCGCUGCAGCGCUAUUUGUUCUACUGCAACCGCUAUAUGAACCACAUGCAAUCGCUGCGCUUCGAGUCCAAAUUGUACGCAUCCGUGAAGGAAAAGAUGGAAGAGAUGCAACAGCAUAACAUGAGCUGGAUUGAGGUGCAAUUCUUAAAGCGAGCUGUGGACAUCCUCUGCCAGUGCCGUCAGACCCUCAUGUACACUUAUGUGUUCGCGUACUACUUGAGGAAGAACAAUCAGUCUGUCAUCUUCGAGGAUAACCAACGCGACCUGGAAUCGGCCACCGAGACUCUAUCGGAAUACCUGGAAAGAGACAUCACUAGCGAGAAUUUGGCUGACAUCAAGCAGAAAGUGCAGGAUAAGUACAGAUAUUGUGACAGCCGGCGGAAGGUACUCCUGGAGCACGUCCACGAGGGUUACGAGAAGGAUUGCUGGGACUACACAGAGUAAACCCAUCCUUGUCUAACACACAUAUAAAAGAUAUAUCUGUCUCUCUCGCACCAACACGUCACGCCAAUAGAACAUCUGUACAUAAUAUCCGACUAACGGAAUAUAGAAUUUUGAUUUUCAUUUAAAAUAUUCAUCGAGUGUAACAGUAUUUUAACUUGUUUGAAGUACACGUCUGUAGUAGAUAAAGAUCUCAUAAACAUGUAAUAUUUCUAGUAUACAGUUAUUGUAUAACGUUUUGGUAAUUAUAGUCAAAUGUUAGAUGUCUGCUCCUGAUUGACAAUUUCAUGAUUAAAUACGACGGUCAUAGGUUUUGUAUAAUUUGUUUAGAGUCAAUAAAAAGUUUUGGCUUUGUUGCUGUUGGCUGGAGUCUGCUUAUUUUGUAAAAAAAAAAAAAAAUUCGUUAUUUGGUGCCUAAUACAUAUUACACUUUUAUCGGUGUUUUUGAGAUUAAAUGUAAUUUAAUAUAUUAGUAUUUCGGUGGUAAGAUUUCAAACGGCAUGGAACGGUCAAUCUGAGUUAGUUUCUUAUAUCUUAAUAACAUUUUAGCUGUGUGUCGAAUCUUUAGUUGUAUUUAAUUUGCUUUAUAAUUCAUGACAUUGUACGAAUAUAACUGGACAUUGAGCUAUCGUUGUGAAUGGUUAAAAAAAAAAAUAACUGUUCCUUACUUUCAAAUUAGAUAAAGUUAAAUAGAAUAUUGAAAUUAUUUUAAUUACAAAGUUUGGAUCUCCUUUAAAUGUGUUAAAAAAUAAUAAAAAAAAUAAACAUAAUAUAAGAUUUGUACAAUACAUAUAUCAGACCCUGACAUCGGUUGCAUCCUGAAGUGUUAGUGUUGUCAAUAUUAAUUUGUUAUUAGUGAAAUCUGUCAUAGUGACCCAAGUCCUCUAAUAUUGAGUCUGCUUGAUUGUUUUUAUAAUACAGUCUUUCAAAUCAAAUAGUGGCACAAUAUCUGUUAAGAGAAAAGAAUAUUUUUUACCAAAAAAAAAAAAACGUAUUUUUGUUAUUAGAAUACUGUCUUAACAUAAGCUAGUUGAUGAUAUAGUGUUUUUUAUUCUGUGAUCAUCGUCUUUGUCGCCUCUAAGGCCCGAGUAAAAUAAUUUCUUUCCGUCUAACAUCACUCGCAAUUUAUAUUUCGUAACGACAACUAAACGUGAUUGUUUUAUAUAUAUAUAUAUGUAUUUUUGUUUAGUAAAGGAAGAUAGCAUUAUUUAUGUGAAUGCUGUACGCUUGUUUAUUAUAGCACUACAUAUCUGCCUUGGAGUUUUGAGUACGAUCCGGUCAGUAUCGUGCGAGGCUUGCGCGUCCACAUAGUGGGCGCUGUGUCGGCUGUACCCGUCCUCUGUUACACCGUUCAGUUUCCUAUAUACGUUGCGAACGGAGGAUAUACAGACAUGCGUUGUACAUAUAGAUGCUGUAUAAAUAUUUAUAAUGACAGUCAUCUUGUAUUUGUGUCAUAAUGAGGACACGUUUGUCUUAAUUAAGACGGAAAUAAAAAUAGUAACAUCAA